This is a messenger RNA of Saccoglossus kowalevskii, 389 nucleotides long. RefSeq lists its product as uncharacterized. The record is from RefSeq and is a predicted model, not a curated record. NCBI's taxonomy places the organism in Eukaryota, Metazoa, Hemichordata, Enteropneusta, Harrimaniidae.
GCGCCAUGUAGUCCUGAAUACAUUAGCAUAAAUGGAGUAAAGCUGGAAUGAUGUUGCGAUUUACAGUUCUAGCGAUUAUGGUAGCAUUUGCUGUCACAGACCUAGUGCACAGAGAACGAAAACCACCGGUAAAUAAACGGGAACUAAUACUGCUCGCAAAUGAACUCUCGUCGAUCGAAUGUCGACGACUUGUCGAAGCACUGUGGAUACCUGGUUUUGCUAUGAACGUUGAACCUACGGGGGAAAACAUUACGAGUACAACUCCGUGCAUUACGUUGUUACGAGAGUGGGAUGAAACAGAUGGACUGGUGAAGUCGUGGACCCACCUAACUCACCGGUUAUACCAAAUUGGACGGAAGGAUCUCAGCGCAAGUAAGUCAUCUGAUUAA